Messenger RNA from Candida tropicalis MYA-3404, 798 nucleotides. RefSeq names its product Sbp1p (gene SBP1). Gene Ontology annotation, molecular function: RNA binding. Lineage: Eukaryota; Fungi; Ascomycota; Pichiomycetes; Serinales; Debaryomycetaceae. The transcript has a single exon. The record is from RefSeq and is a predicted model, not a curated record. Bases 1 to 798 code for a protein of 265 amino acids.
AUGUCUACUGAAGAAUCAAAAGUCAUUAAGCCAUUGAUUGAAGAUAGAAUCUACGUUGGUAACGUUGAUUUCAAAGCCACUGAAGAAGAAGUCAAAGAAUUAUUCAAGGGUUUGAAUGUCACCGACGUUGAAAUCCCAUUCAAGGAAAAUACUCGUGGCGAUAAAACUUACAAGAGACAUUUGGGUUUUGCCUUUGUUCAAUUUGGCAGUAAAGAAGAUGCUGAUAAAGCAAUUGUUGAUUUCAAUGGUCAAAAGUUCCAAAGAAGAAACAUCUUUAUCAGAAAGGCUGUCCCACCUCCAACUGAAGAAGAAAAGAAGGAAAGAGUUGAAGCUUACAGAGCCAAGAAGGAAGAAAUCAAGAAAGAAAGAGAAGAAAAGAAGGCUGAAGCUAAGAAGAAGAGAGAAGAAGCUGCAGCCAAUGGUGAAUCCACUGCUACUAUUCCAGAUGGUACUCCUUCAAAGGAUACCAUUUUCAUCACCAACUUGGAUUACAAAGUCAAUGUUAAAACUUUAAGUGGUUUGUUUAAAGAUUUGAAACCAAAAUGGAUCCAUGUCCCAGCCAGAAGAGUUCCAUACAACAGAAGAGGUGGCCGUGGUGGCAAUUUCAGAAGACCAUUCAACAAAGGUAUUGCUUUUGUCAAAUUUGCCAAUGAAGAAACUCAAAAGAAGGCUGUUGCUGAAUUUAACGGUAAAGAAAUCAAUGGUAGAGAAAUUAUUGUUGACAUUGCUAUCGACUCUAGAAUUCCAAAAGAAGACGAAGCAGAAGAAGACGUUGAUGUCGAAGAAAAUGGUAACUAA